UGUCGUGACUGCGAUAAAAUUGGAGUUGGGGGUUUUUCGGGUACAGGAGAAUGGACGAGCAUUUUUCCAUUUGCGUUUGUGUGCUGAGUCUGGAUGACAAACACGAUACACUUCCAAAUAGUUCAGUUACCUACUUAACGACCCAUUAGUUCUGUAAGUUUUCCGGACGAGUGCGACUGUACUAAACUUUGGCUUACACGAAGACCGAUCAAUUUUUUCGAUGAUGGAGAAGAUUAUUUUAUAUAUCCUCGUGACAUGCGGAUUUUUUUGGCCGAGUGUGGAAGCUCAGAUUUCACCGGAGGAGCUUGCAACUCUCCAGGACUACCGAGCCAUUGAUGAAAUCUUACUCAGUUACCUGAGGAACGUCAUUAUUAUUUUGGAAUCCAAGAUAGAUUAUAUAUAUUUUUUGCGGGACUCUCUCACUGGGUAUAAUCAUUUGAAGUUGGAUCCGCAAUACUACUCAAAAGAUGCGCUCCAGAACUUUAAAUUGGCCAAACGGUUCAUGUAUCAGUGGAAGCUAAUUCAUAGAAGUGUUCGCGACAAUCCCAUCGAAAGAUUGGAUGAUCGAUACCGACAGUUGCUAGCUAAAUAUGCAUUUCCGUCGAUGACUGAUUUGAGGAAUGUUGCCAUGGACUACUUACACAUACAAAUUAGGAGAAAUAUUCCCACCGUGGAUCUUGCGAGCGGUACAUUUCUGGGUGCAAAACACAAGACAACGUUACGAG
Molecule: messenger RNA, 725 nt
Organism: Bemisia tabaci
Lineage: Eukaryota; Metazoa; Arthropoda; Insecta; Hemiptera; Aleyrodidae
Source: RefSeq, a predicted model, not a curated record